Molecule: messenger RNA, 1233 nt
Organism: Pieris macdunnoughi
Lineage: Eukaryota; Metazoa; Arthropoda; Insecta; Lepidoptera; Pieridae
Source: the annotation of a GenBank genome assembly
AUGAGUGGCCAUUUAAAUAAGAAUAUGUUACUACGGCGUCGGUUUUGCAAACGUCUGUUUCUUAUUAUUUUUGUGUUUACUAUAUCAUUUUAUAGCAGCGUGCUGUUAUUUGGGAAUUACAAAGAACAUCGAAUAAUGCAUUUAACCAAUUUAGAACGAUGUCCUGCUUGCUAUGGUGUAUCAAUUUGUCCUGAAUUAUAUUCUAAUCAAAUAAUCUUAGAAAAUCAUUGGUCCACUCUAUUUAAUGCAAAAAAUAUUUUUUAUGGCUAUACAAAAUCGCAACGUCGAGUUUUACUAAAGAAACUUGCUCAUGAUUGGGAGUUUAAAGAACUAGAUGACAAAUUGUGUAAAGUUUGGAAUCUGAGCAGCAACUGCAACCCAAAGGAACUGUUAAAUUCCACUGAAGUUGAUCAAAAAAUUAUUGAAAUUGUUCAAUUUAAUCUUUCUUGGCCUGAUACUGAGCCAAGAAAAGGCUUGGUUCUAUGUCCAUAUGCAUACAGUGUGUAUGAUUUGAUUAAUCCUGUCUUAAAUAAUGCAAAUGGGAAGAAAAAAGUACAAAUGAUUAAUGUUUGGACAAUGCUAAGUUUAAAUCCAGAACCACUUAUACUACAGAUAAUUCCAAAGACUAAAGGUUGGCCUGUUCCAGCUUAUGGUGGUGUAUGUGGAAGGUUAGAAGUAGUAGCAGACGAGGGAGAAAUUAUUUCAUCUCUUAGUCAUAUACCUUGGCUAAGAAAGCUUAAAUUUGCUCAAAAAAUAAUCAAUGCCGCUAUGGAUUUUACAUUCAAACAUGACAGAUUUCGUUUCUACCUAAUGGAUUGGUCAAUAGAUAACAUAGUUGCCAAUGAUAAUGAUGAAAUCACAUUUAUAGACCUGGAGGAUAUUGUUGUAUUAGAUAAAAAUAUUUCCCCAAAGAAAGACCUUCCACACUGGUAUGAACGUUAUAGUAGAGAAGUCUUAGGAACUGGGUUUACAUUCUCAAUAGAAAAUUUGUGCCAACAUCACUUAAGUGAUCAUAAUAUAUGGGCAGCAUGUUAUGUGCUAGCAGGGGAUGAAUACCCUUUCCUAUACCCGAUACCUAAGCAAAUCAACAAUACCAGGCCACAUUUAGAUAGGUUGUUACACAACUGUUUGAAUGGUGAUAAUAGGUUUCAUACCAUUGGCAAAUUACAGCGUGUUAUUGAAGAUAUGCUGCUUGAUCCGAAAAUUGCAUCAUUGCAAUCAUCUAAUAGAUAA